Molecule: messenger RNA, 3808 nt
Organism: Argentina anserina (silverweed cinquefoil)
Lineage: Eukaryota; Viridiplantae; Streptophyta; Magnoliopsida; Rosales; Rosaceae
Product: E3 ubiquitin-protein ligase UPL7
Exons: 15
Coding region: 98-3622 (1174 amino acids)
Biological process (GO): ubiquitin-dependent protein catabolic process; protein polyubiquitination
Molecular function (GO): ubiquitin protein ligase activity
Source: RefSeq, a predicted model, not a curated record
UGGACAAUCACGAUGAUAUAAUUAGAGCAAAAAAAAAAAACGGUUGUUGACGAGACUGAGCUCUCGAUUGGCCGAUUGCCGCCGCGUUCCGGCUUCCAUGGACGACCCUCGCAAACAUCAGGUCUCGCUGAGAGGCGCGAGCGCCAAGGAAAUUACGAGAGACGCGCUGCUGGAGAAGGUCUCUCAGGAACGAGAGCUCCGCCAGUACGCCCGACGCGCCACCGCUGCUGCGCUCUUCCUUCAGAGAGUGUGGAGGCGGUACAGGGAGACUAGGACGGCGGCGUUGGAGAUGAGAGAGGAGUGGGAGAAGUGUUUGAAGCAGCAGCAGCAAGCUGGUUCAGUCAUCACAGCAAUUUGGAUUUCGAGUCAUGUAGUGAGGCCUUUUCUCUUCUUCGUUUCGUGCUUAUUAAUUCGGAAGAGGAGAAUUGAAGCUGCAGAAGUUAACUGUAUGAAGAGUUGCUUUCAAAUGCUACUAGACAGCUUGAAUUCGACCGACUCGAAGAAGAAUUACUGCUCUCUGGCGAUUGGAACUGUUGAGGAGAGAAGAGUCUGGGGUUAUCAGUCCAGGAGGCUGAUUUCUCUUUGUAUUUUUGUUCUUUCGGAGUGUGACAAGUCCCGGCCAGGAGGUCAAGAUAUUGUUGCUAUUACGUCUCUGGCAAUGCAGCUUGUUGUCGUCUUGACUGAUGUUAAAGGGUGGAAGAGUGUUGAUCAACAGGAUUGUCAGAUUGCCGAUACGGCAGUGAAGGAUUUAGUUAGGUUUUUAGGGAGUGGUGACAGUGGUCUUUACUCAUCGAUUAGAACAUACAUCAACACAUUGGAUGUUCCUUGUGCUUUGUCGCGGUCGAAAAGUAGGGUACAGACAGAUGACAGCUUUUUGAUUACUGCAAGCACCAUAACAUUGGCUCUUAGGCCAUUUCAUGUGUUGAAGUUCGAUGUAAAUAGCCUUGGCUUGUUGGAUGUCCAUGAUGUUGCUGAGAAGUACUCUGUGUUUCUGCUUACAAUUCCUUGGCUUACUCAGCGUCUGCCUGCUGUACUUAUACCUGCAAUGAGGCACAAAUCCAUUCUCCAACCGUGUUUUCAAACAUUACUGAUUUUAAAAGAGAAAAUAUUAAAGGCGAUUCUGGCCGUGGAUCAGUCGAUGUUUCAUGUGUCUCAAAAGGUUAUUCCACCAGUUGGUUGGGCUCUUGCAAACGUUAUAUGCCUAGCUACAGGGGGAGACAACGAUUCUGUCGAUCCUGGAGGUUUCCAUCAAGAGUUCAAUUGCGCAUCUUAUGUACGUGCUAGUAAUAUUCUUGCAGAAAACUUGUUGGUUAGGCUUGAGAUUGUUGAUUCUGUCCAGAAGAAUCAGGAUGCUGAAAACAAUAUUGAAAACAGUGAAAAGCUGAGCUCUACGGUUUCAUGUGAGAGUGAAGUGACCAAUGAAUCUAUUAAGUUGUCGUUCUUGGAUAUGUUUAGGCCUAUUUCGCAGCAGUGGCACCUUACAGAUCUUUUGGCAAUAGUGAAUAAAAUGGGGCACUCUCAAGGGUCUGAGACUAACACGCCAAAAAGAUUGGAAUUUUCUGGGAACUUGGAAUUGCUGGAUAUCAUGCGUUUAUAUUCUUUCAUGUUAAGAAUGUUUUCAUCUUUGAAUCCAAGGGUUGGCUCACUGCCUGUCCUUAACAUGUUAUCAUUUACUCCUGGAUUUCUUGUGAGUCUAUGGGAAGUGUUGGAAACCUAUCUUUUUCCUAGGAAUGUUUGCAGUGGUCAUAAACUCUAUGAUAUCAUUAGUAAAACUUCUGGUAGUGGAAAAGAUUGGAAUGUUGGGAAAAGGAAAAAGCAUGGCAAUAAUGAUGGAGGUAAUAAGUGGGUCAGUGCCCUUCAUAAAAUUACUGGGAAAUCACAAGCUGAGACUGGUGACAGAGAUUUGCGUGCUAAUCAAGCCAAGGCUAUACUUGUUGACAAAGAGGAUUCUUCUGAUGUUUGGGAUAUAGAACUUAUGAGACCUGGUCCUCAAGGUAUUUCAAAAGACACAUCAUGUAUGCUUUAUCUUUUCUGUGCAAGCUAUUCACACCUGCUUUUGAUUCUCGAUGACAUAGAAUUUUAUGAGAAGCAGGUACCAUUUACACUGGAGCAACAACGGCAAAUUGCAUCUGUUCUUAAUACAUUGGUUUAUAAUGGGUUAUCUCAAAGUAUUGGACAGAAAGAUAGACCCCUUAUGGAAUCUGCUGUCAGAUGCCUGCAUUUGAUAUAUGAAAGGGAUUGCAGGCACCAGUUCUGCCCCCCUGUUUUGUGGCUAUCACCUGCUCGAAAGAACCGCCCACCAAUUGCUAUAGCUGCCAGGACUCAUGAAAUUUUGUCAACUAACCAAAGAUCAGAUGAUUCUCUGGCUCUGCAAAGUAUAGGCUCCGUUAUAACUACAACCCCACAUGUAUUUCCUUUUGAAGAAAGGGUGGAAAUGUUUAGAGAGUUUAUCAAGAUGGACAAAGCCGCCCGAAAAAUGGCUGGUGAAGUUGCUGGCACUAGUUCUCGAUCAGUUGAGAUAGUAGUUCGUCGUGGUCAUAUUGUUGAAGAUGGAUAUCAGCAGUUAAAUUCCCUGGGAUCAAGAUUAAAGUCAUCCAUUCAUGUUUCAUUUGUCAGUGAAUGUGGCCUUCCAGAGGCUGGGCUUGACUAUGGUGGAUUAUCUAAAGAGUUUUUGACUGAUAUAUCCAAAGCUGCCUUUGCUCCGGACUAUGGCCUAUUCUCUCAAACCUCAACCUCAGACAGACUUCUGAUUCCCAAUCCAUCUGCAAAAUAUCUAGAUAAUGGUAUCCAGAUGAUUGAAUUCCUUGGGAGAGUUGUUGGAAAAGCACUCUAUGAAGGAAUACUACUAGAUUACUCAUUUUCUCAUGUUUUUGUACACAAAUUGUUGGGUCGAUAUAGCUUCCUUGAUGAGCUUUCUACACUUGAUCCAGAGAUUUACAGGAAUCUGAUGUAUGUCAAGCAUUAUGAAGGUGAUGUUGAGGAACUCUGUCUGGACUUUACAGUAACUGAAGAGUCAUUUGGAAACCGACAUGUUAUUGAGCUAAAGCCUGGUGGAAAGGAUGUUACUGUAACAAGCAAGAACAAAAUGCAGUACAUCCAUGCUAUUGCUGAUUAUAAGCUUAACCGGCAGAUGUUUCUUUUUUCAAAUGCAUUCUAUAGAGGGCUAGUUGAUCUCAUAUCACCAUCUUGGCUGAAAUUAUUUAAUGCAGGGGAAUUUAAUCAGUUGCUAUCAGGUGGAGUCCAUGACAUUGAUGUUGAUGACUUGAGAAAGAACACACGAUAUACUGGUGGUUACUCCGAAGGGAACCGAACAAUUAAAAUAUUUUGGGAGGUGAUAAGUAGAUUUGAACCUAAUGAACGGUGUAUGCUUCUGAAAUUCGUUACCAGUUGUUCUCGAGCUCCAUUACUUGGAUUCAAACACUUGCAACCAACAUUUACAAUCCAUAAGGUUGCAUGUGAUAUCCCUCUGUGGGCAACAAUGAGAGGACAUGAUAUAGAGCGGCUUCCAUCAGCCUCAACUUGCUACAAUACUCUGAAGCUUCCAACAUACAAGCGUCCAAGCACGCUGAGAGAAAAGCUUCUAUAUGCAAUCAGUUCUAAUGCGGGUUUUGAACUUUCUUGACAUAUGCCUUCAGUUGUCUUGCUAUCUGUCUGUCUUACGUUGGAAUAGGAGGUCUCCAGACUUCUUGUGAGUACUGAAAUGAUUUUCUUGUAAAUGCAUAUUAGUGGAUCCAAAAACUGUAGAUAAGAGGAUAUAUGUUAAUAUUUACUGUGUGAUUCAUUUAUAUCAAUAUAAAAGUUGUGUUUA